Molecule: messenger RNA, 3238 nt
Organism: Paramecium pentaurelia
Lineage: Eukaryota; Ciliophora; Oligohymenophorea; Peniculida; Parameciidae
Source: the annotation of a GenBank genome assembly
AUGAACCCAAAGUUGUCUAUGGUAUUACCAUUGCCGUAAUUGAAACCUGAAAAUAAUGAUGAAUACGAGAAUAGAAUCACUUUAAGAUUAUAUAUAGAGAAGUUGCUAAAUUAAAAAGUGGGGAGGUAUGAUUGAUGUAAAAUAGAUAUCUGGAGAUUAUUUCAGGUAUUGCAAGUUUGGCUAGUGUAGGAAUAUAUAUAGUUUCAACUUAUUUUGAUUCAGUUGAGUGGCUAGCUACUUUAGAUAUUGUAGUUUGUUCUUUAUAUUUGACAGAGUAUUUAUUAAAAUUGUUUGCUGCUUAACAUAGAUUGUAAUACAUAUUUUCUGAUUUUGCUAUAAUUGAAUUGUUAACUGUGUUCCCUCUUUUCACAAUUUAAUCUGUAGAGAAUUGGAAUUAUUUAUAACGAUUGAUUAAUAUUUCUCGAAUUUUAAGAGUGUUCAGAAUCAUAAGGAUGAUCAACAAAAUUUAAUCAUUAUCAGAUACUGAAUAUGGAGGAGUGACAAGAUAAAUCUAUGUAAUAUUUUCAACUGUUACAACUAUAAUAAUUGUAACAGCUGGAGUACUAUAUGCAUUCGAAUUACCAAAAAGAUAAGAUUUAAUUGCAAAUGAUCCAAAUAGAGGUUGCUCAAAUCAGGUUGAUAAAUGCAAUUUUCAUGAAAUGAUAUACUUCACUAUAGUAACAUUGUCUACAGUAGGUUAUGGUGAUGUGAUUCCUUAAAGUGAAGAAGGUAGAGUAUGUGUUAUUGUACUUAUUAUUAUUGUACUUGUUGUGAUACCAAAAUAGAUGAAUGAAUUAAUUAGAUUAAUGGGAUUGCAAAGUGUUUAUGCAAGAUCAUUCUAUAAACCUAAUCAUGAAAUUCCUCAUAUUAUCAUUUGUGGUUAUGUUAGUGUUGCUUCAUUAAAGAACUUUUGUAAUGAAUUAUUCCAUUAAGAUCAUGGAGGUUAAGAUAAAAAUGCCAUCAUUUUGAAACCCUCAAUUCCUAAUACAGAAAUGGAAGACUUCUUACAUAAUGAGCGUUAUGAAAUGUUUCUUCUUUAUCUAUAAGGAAAUCCUAUGAUAGAAAGAGAUUUAAGAAGAGCAGCUGUAACUUAAGCAAAAGCUUGUGUUAUCUUAACUAAUAAAUAAAUAGUAGAUAGUCAUUCUGCUGAUCAUAAGAAUAUUCUUAUUGGCUUAUUGAUAAAGAAAUAUGUGAAUCAUUUAACUGGUUGUAAUAUUAGAUUAUGUAUGUAAUUAAUUAAACCAGAGAGUAAAAUGCAUUAUAAAUAAUCAUUGGGAGUUAAAAUGAUAACUGAUUAAAUUAUUGUAGUUGAAGAAUUUAAAAUGAAUUUAUUAGCCAAAUCUUGUUUUUGUCCUGGCAUUAUUACCCUAUUAGGUAAUUUAGUUACUUCUGCAGGAGAAUAGAAAGAGAGCUUAGAUUCAGAAUGGCUUACUUAAUACACUGAUGGAAUGGGACAUGAAAUCUAUAGAACUGAUUUGAGUUUCAAAUUUCAAGGCAAAACUUUUAGUGAAGUAGCAGCUAUUGUUUAUAAUGAAUUCUCAGGCAUACUUUUUGGUUUGGAAUUAGAUUUUGGAAAAUAAGCAAUUAUUACACUUAAUCCUGGAGUAUUCAUUAUACCUAUUGAAUAUAAAGUCCAUGCAUAUAUUAUUUGUUAAGAUAAAAAAGUGGCAGAUCUUGUAGCUACUUAUGAUAUGACAACUGAAGAAAUUGCUAAUUAUCAUUUCUCUUUGUCUUAACCAAAUACUUCUGAUAAAGACAAACCUAAUGAAGAAGAAGAGAAUUAAGCAGAAGAUCAUUUAUUGUCUGGCAAAGAUCAACUUGAUGAUUAAUAUAUUAUAGAGAAAGAUUAUCUCCUUCUUAAUGAACCUGUUUCUUUAAUGGAUGCAACUUCAAUAUUUUUAUUAGAAUAACCUGAGAUCAAUAAUCAUAUUGUUGUUUGUGGAAUCCAUCCUUCAAUCUAUUAUUUCUUGCUUCCCUUAAGAGCCAAGUAUUUAAAGGAAAUUCAAUAUGUUGUUAUCUUAGCACCUGAAAAACCUACAGAAAUUUGGGAAUAUAUCAAUCGAUUCCCAAAAGUUAAAUUUGUAUAGGGAUCUCCACUUAUUUCUGAAGAUUUAUAAAGAGCUAGUAUUCAUUGUGCAGAUAAAGCUGUAAUAUUUGCAUAAAGUUCUGAUGCUAACAAAACUGAGAGUGAAGAUUUUUUAGAUUAAAUGCAUGAUGCAGAAAGCAUUUUUAUUUACAAAGCUAUUAAAAAAAUUAAUCCUUCUAUUUAGAUCAUGAUUGAAUUAGUAUCAAGUUCUAAUAUUUAAUUUCUACUUGAUAAAGAUUAUAAAUAUCAAAAUGAUUUCAAAUAUGAAUUAGUAAGUAUUAAUUUAAUUAGACACCUCUAUAAGCCUCAGGAGAAGUCUACAUUUCUGCCAUGAUUGACACACUCACUUGCCAAGCUUAUUACAAUCCACAUAUCGUAACCAUAUUGUAAUAAAUUCUCACUGGCAUGAGAUAGUCAAACCCAAUAACCAAAGCUAUUGUUGAAGAUUUAGACAUCAAGGAUUCAAAUCUAUAUCAAGUUCCAGUUCCUGAAGAUUAUUUAGUAAUUUUUAUUUUUUCAUUUAGAAUAAAACUUUUGGAGAAUUAUUUAAUUAUUUGUCUAUUGAAAGACACUUGAUUCCUUUGGGUCUAUAUAGAUUGGCUAAAGCAGUUGAUAAUAAGCAUCCAUAUGUUUAUACUAAUCCUCCAGCAGAAACGACUCUUACUCCUAGGGACAAGGUCUUUGUAUUAGCUCAUUAAUUACCUGCAGAUUUGAGUGGUAUACCAUUCGAUGCUAAUUCUGAUCCAAAACAGUUAAAUAACAAAGAAGUAGAAAAUAAUAAGGCUUUGAACUUUCUUUUAGAAAAAUUAAAAUAAUAAACUUCAUCUUAAAAUGGUGUCAAUAGGGUAGGUGAGUAAUUAUAAUUAUAAUAUAAUUAGUAAAGUCAAAGAAUGAUAAGACUGUCAUAUUUUAAGGUUAACAAAUUAAAUAAGCUAGAAACAUAGAAGCAGAAAGCAUGAAUCUAAGUAAUGAUUAAAAUAAUAUAAUUAAGAUUCGGCAGCUUUAUAGGUAUUAGAUUAAGUGAAUGAAUAAAUUUCUAUAGUUAAAGAUUAAAUAAAUGAUAUAAAAUCUAAUUUGACAUAAAAGGAAGAUGAGAUAGUUGAAAAGUGUAGAAGAGCUAUCAGAUAUGAAUUAGGAACAGUGAUUUAUUGA